Messenger RNA from Spodoptera littoralis (African cotton leafworm), 762 nucleotides. The record is from the annotation of a GenBank genome assembly. Lineage: Eukaryota; Metazoa; Arthropoda; Insecta; Lepidoptera; Noctuidae.
AUGUUUGGAUUACGUUCGUUAGUUCGUAAUGCCAUUACUUCAGGAUGUAAUAUAAAUCAUCAACAAACAAGAAACACAUUUAUUCUUAAAAGAAAAACAGCGGUGCCUCUGCAUAAGAAGGGUGGGCAGCCGAUAAAACUGAAAGGACGGCAUUUUGUAUACGACCUUGUUGAAGAUACAAAUGUUAAGAGAAAACCUGAUGUAAAAGUAAUCCUUAACCAGUUCAUUGAUGGUGUUGGGAAUAAAGGUCAAGUUCUAACACUCCGACCUCACCAAGCCUACAAUGAGUAUCUGGUGCCUGGAUUAGCUGUUUAUGCGAGCCCACAGAAUGUAGAAAAGUACAAUGCUAAAGAAGAGAAGUCUACUACUGAAAGUAAUUACAGCUCACCUUAUGUACACAGGACUAUUGGCUGUUUGUCGCGUGUGGUAUUACAAAUUACAAUGAGCAAAAUAGAGCCCUGGGUUUUGGAGCCUUGGCACAUCAGUACUUCUUUUAGAAAGUCUGGUUUUAUGGUCCCUGAACAUGUUAUUGAGAUGCCCCCUGCUCAAAUCAAGGGACCUGACCUAAGCUUACAGGAUAAGGAAUUUUAUGUGACUGUAAAGAUCAAUAAUACAGAAAAAGUAAAUGUAAGAUGUAGGAUUCAUCAUUGGGCCACUGGAAUGGAGAGGCUACCAUGGGAGGAGUUCCAUUGGAAGAAACCUAAGGAAGCACUAUUCCCUGAACAAGCUGCAGAACUGGAGAAAAUUCCUUUGCCUCAAUAA